CCAAUAAAGCGCUCAGCAAGUAUGCCUUGGGACAUGAGGAGGAUCUUCUUGUGUCCUCUGUCCUGCUGAAGGCACUGAUCUUUCUCCUUCCUAUCGCUCCCUCUGUUCAUCUUACCUUUCUCUAAUCCUCCCUUUAACGGCUUCACUCCCUUUCUCUAACACCUUUUACUCUCACAUUUGAACCUCUAUCUCACUCUUCUCACCCUAUCUCUCCUUCAUCAUGCUCUCUGAGUGCUGCAGGCAGCCCCUCUCCUUCCAUUGCCAUGGAUUUGGGCAGCCUGACCACGGUGGUUGCCAACUCAACCUACAUCAAUGCCCGUGGCAGCUUCGAUGGCUCAAACCUAGCGGCUUUGUCUGACCCACAUCGGUGUGUGAGGGCAUCCAGGAAACCCUGGACCUGGCCUUCUAGUCAGUCUGCGUGGAGCAGCCCAUUGGCAAACGCCUCUUCCACGUGUUCCUUGAGGCUGCUCCCGAAUCCAUGGUCCUUGCCGCCUGUGGCUGGACAUCGAGGAGUACCACUUAUAGCAGAAGGCUCAGACCGGGCCCAGAAGGCGUUCAGUAUCGUCCAGCGCUACCUGGAGGCUCUACUGUCCCUUUCUGACUCCAGAGACGGUGAACCAGGUGGAGGGCCUCUUUGCCCAAACACUGACCUCAGUACUGGGCUACCUCUAGGAUACUCCCUCCACCUUUUUCCUGGAGAGCAUGUUCCUGAAGAGGUUCCUUCAGUGGAGGGGGGGUUCAGAGAUGUGUCUGCCUGUCAGAUGAAGGCCACAGGGAAUCUGUACGCCUGCAUGAAGCUCAACAAGAAGAGGAAAGGCUAUGAGGGGGCGAUGGUGGAGAAGAGGAUCCUUGUCAGGGUUCACAGUCACUUCAUCGUGUUGCUGGCCUAGAAUACUCUGUCUGGUUAUGACCAUCAUGAAUGGAGGUGACCUGAAGUAAACGCAUGCACAAAGCACAUACCCACACACACUGCAGGAACUAUCCUAUUUGUUGUUUCUUGUAAUAGAUCUGUAACAUGUUUGUUAUCGUACUGCCCCAGAUAUCACAUCUAUCUGAUAGAUGAGAACAACCCAGGGUUUGAGGAGCCCAGAACCUGUUUCUAUUCUGCUCCGAUCAUCCAGGGCAUGGAGCACCUCCACCAGAAGAGCAUCCUCUACAGAGACCUCAAACCUGAGAACGUCCUCCUGGAUAAUGAAGCUACACACUGAUACAGUUAUGUACACACACACACACACACACACGUUGACGUGAUGCUUUGUGAUGCGAUGUUGUCCUUAGGUAAUGUGCGUUUCUCUGACCUGGGUCUGGUGGUUGAACUAAAAGUGGACCAGACAAAAAGCGAAGGCUAUGCCGGAACUCUAGGUCAGUCUCACCUGCCCGACCUCAUUAUCUUACAAUGGGGCUCACGUUUAGUGUCUCCAAGAAGCGCCACUCUGUCUCUUGUGACUGACCUUUGACCUCUGCCCCAAGGGUUUAAUGGCCCCGGAGCUGCUGAAGGGGGAUAAGUAUGACACCUCAGUAGACUAUUUCACCCCGAGGGUCACGCUGUUUGAGUUCAUGGCCGCCAAGAACCCGUUGAGGGAACAAGGGUAGAAGGUAACCCACUCUAUCCAGCCUCCCUUCCAUGUCUUAACUCUUCAAACUGAUGAGUGUGAAGGCUAAUCCGUUUAAUUCAGAGGUCUCCAAUUCUGGUCAUGUUGUAAAGCCACUGGAGUCUGAAGGCUUUUGUUCCAUCUUGGCACUAUCACACCUGUUUAUCAUUCUUCAUUCAUAGACCAUGAUUAUUUGAGCCAGGUGUGUUAGUGCAGGGCUGGAACAAAAUCCUGUACACCCAGUAGCUCUCUUGGUCCAGAGUUGGUCUAUGACUUUGAUGUAAUGUCUUUAACCUGCAGUCGUCUUCUGGUCAGGUUGGAAGGAAGAGCUGAAGGAGCGUAAUCAUGACUGUGACGGUGGUCUACCCAGAGACAUUGUGUGAACGGCAAGUCCAUCUGCUCCGGGCUGCUGGAGAAACAGGUUGACCAGAGACUAUGCUUCAAGAACGGCACCUGUGACGAGGUCAGGGCACACCCUAUUGAAAACCUGUGUGGUGAGCUGAAGACGAGAGUCCACAAGCGAGGACCAAGGACUCUGAAGGAUCUGAAGAGUUUCUGUAUGGAGGAAUGGUCUUAAUUCUGUCUUAUCUAACAUUAUAGGAGACUCAGAGCUGUUAUUGUGGCAAAGGGAGGGUGCACAAAGUACUAAGUGCAGGGGUGCCAAUAAUUGUGACAAAUUUUUUCAUAAAAUCAUCAUGAAAUAAUUAUUUGAUUUUCUUUGAAAAUGUUUAACUCAAAGGAUAGAUUCAUAUGAUAUUUUAAGUGUAAGAUCAAGCUGAUAAACAACAAUGACAUUUUUCACAGCCAUUUUUGUUCAUAUUUACCUAAGAUGCCAAUAAUUAAUGAGGGCACUGUAUAUAAAAAUAAGUGUUUAGCUUCUUAUUAAACUAGUCUGUUUUCAUGUUUAGUGGAAGUGUUUGACCAUUGUCGUAUAUGGAGGUGAUACUGUCUUGUAAAUAUUUGACACUAACUUUAUACAGUAACUUUUAAUAUAUCUGUGGUGAUGCCAAUGCAGAAAGGAACACAUUUUUCACACUGUAUUGCAAAGCAAAUUUUAUUAACAAAACAUUUGUCACUAUCAAAUAUAUGAAGAAAAAAAACCACUGGUAGAUAAAAUAGUUUUUUGAAAAGUCA
Messenger RNA from Oncorhynchus tshawytscha (Chinook salmon), 2726 nucleotides. RefSeq lists its product as uncharacterized. The transcript is spliced from 2 exons. NCBI's taxonomy places the organism in Eukaryota, Metazoa, Chordata, Actinopteri, Salmoniformes, Salmonidae. The record is from RefSeq and is a predicted model, not a curated record. Bases 264 to 890 code for a protein of 208 amino acids.